AUGCAUCGAAUCCCGCGGCAAGCUGGGCGGCACGUGCCUCAACGUGGGCUGCAUCCCGUCCAAGGCGCUUCUGCACUCGACGCACCUGCUGCACACGGCUCAGCACGACUUCAAGAGCUACGGCAUUGA
Phytophthora nicotianae INRA-310 is the source of this 129-nucleotide messenger RNA. RefSeq names its product dihydrolipoyl dehydrogenase 1, mitochondrial. The record is from RefSeq and is a predicted model, not a curated record. The coding region runs from base 1 to 129 and encodes 42 amino acids. NCBI's taxonomy places the organism in Eukaryota, Oomycota, Peronosporomycetes, Peronosporales, Peronosporaceae. The transcript has a single exon.